CCAGUGAUGAUAAAUAUAUAUCACAAAAGCCACAAAACCUCUUAUGAUUUUGCCUCUCUCUACAAUUUUCCUUGAAAAAAACACACACACACAAAGCACAUUCAUCACAAACUCACAAUGUCUCUUCCAAUUUUCUUUUUAUUUGUUAUAACUUCACUGUUUAAACUUUCACAUUCCACCACAAUUCUAGUAGAUGGAUCUUCAAAGUGGAACAACCCCACUGUUCACAUUGGUGAUUCAAUCAUUUUCAAACCCAAACAACACUACAACCUCUGCAUUUUCAAAAACCAGAAAGCCUUCAAUCUCUGCAAUUUCAUUGAAGCCAAUCUUCUCACAGAUCCAAACAAUACCUCCUACACGUGGCACCCUUCUCGUGUUGGUGUCUUCUACUUCACCUUCUACAACGACUCACUCAAAUCUUGCCAAGAUUCUCAAAAACUAGCCAUAAAGGUUAUUAGUUCAAGAACAAAAGGUGCAGCAGCAGCACCAGCUCCUUCUUCUGGUGGAGAUGUACCAUAUUCACCUUCAUUUCCAUGGCCUUUUCGUCCUCACCAAGUUGUUUCACCAGGUCCAGCACCAACACCAGAAGCAAGUUCACCUAUAACAGUUCCAUUGGUACCAUUUAAAGGUGGUGGUGGUGGUAAUGGUGGCAUGCCGUUUAUUAACAGUAACCCUGCAGUUCCUCUGCCUACUGGUGAAGUUGAUUCUGCUACCAUACGACCCAUUCCCACUUCUGGGUCUGCCAAUCGAGGACAGGUGAUGAUUGGAUCAUUUGGAUUUCAUAUUGGUGUGCACAUUAUGGCUUUACUGCUGCUGUAAGAAGAAAGAGUUGUAGGGCAAUGGUGUCCGACACACACCAUGAACUUUGGUGAAAUGUAUCUAAAGUAGCUUUAAGAGUGAUGAUUAUACCAUGUAUUAAGAUGCUCUUGCAUUCUACUUUAGAGUUUUUACCACUUUUUGUUCUUUGGAUUUGCAAAUUGCAAUGUUAGGAGUAAUAUUGAUUGCUGCUUUUGCUUUUUAUU
Cicer arietinum (chickpea) is the source of this 1022-nucleotide messenger RNA. RefSeq lists its product as uncharacterized. Lineage: Eukaryota; Viridiplantae; Streptophyta; Magnoliopsida; Fabales; Fabaceae. The record is from RefSeq and is a predicted model, not a curated record.